Emiliania huxleyi CCMP1516 is the source of this 1133-nucleotide messenger RNA. RefSeq lists its product as hypothetical. The coding region runs from base 57 to 983 and encodes 308 amino acids. The record is from RefSeq and is a predicted model, not a curated record. NCBI's taxonomy places the organism in Eukaryota, Haptophyta, Isochrysidales, Noelaerhabdaceae. The transcript is spliced from 2 exons.
UCCGCGCCCUCGUCACAUUCGCGCCCUCGCGUUCGCACGGGGGCGGCAAGCAGCCGAUGCGCCAGUCGUCGGUCAUGGGCGAGGCGCCGCGCUCCGUCAGCCCCCCCGCGGCGGGUGCGCCGAUGCUGCCUCCGGCGAGGGACUCCGCCGAGGUGCGCAUCAGUGUGCCGCCGGAGAGCCCCGCGGCUCGCGCCCGGCUCACCGAGCUGGCGGGCGGCUUUGGCGGCGACGGCGGCGAGGCGCUCGAGCGGAGCUCCCUGGAUGCGGUGGAGGAGAGCCCCGAGGAAGACUUUGGGGAGGACGUGUCGGGCGAGUCGGAGCUCGUCGCCCCCGAGGUGGAGGGCGAGGGCGACCGGCCGCGCGAGCGGGCGCGCAUCGCCUUCACGCGCGAGGAGCGCGCGUGGCUCAUGCGGCAAGUCAAGCUGCUGCGGUACGUGCACCGCCGCUUCAUCCCGUACCUCGCCGACAUCGCCGUCGAGGCGCGCGUCAGCGCGGGCGAGAUCGUGUGCGAGCAGGGCCAGCCCACCACGCCGGGGCUCAUCAUCGUCGCGUGCGGCAAGCUCGAGCUCUGGCGCAAGCCGCUCCGGGGCGGCGACCCGGUGCUGCUGCGCGAGCUGACGGCGGGAGACUCGCUGGGCAAUACCGGACUGAUCGCGGACGUGCACUGGGAGUACACCGCCGUCGGCAAGGAGGACGCUUGGACGCUCACCAUCCACCGCGACGACCUCGCCAACCUGCUGCGCGGCCGCGCCGAGCUCUCGCUCUCCGUGCUCAAGGGCUUCUACAAGACCUUUGUGCGUCGGCUGCGGCAGGUGCUCGAGCAAGAAGGUGGGAUUACUGACUCGUGGCUGCUGGCCGCCGACGUCGACAAGAGCCCCAUCAAGUCGGAUCGCCACAGGCGCGACCCCUUCCUUGGCAUGGCGCCGCCAAAGGAGUUGUCCGCCUCGGAGUCCGCCGUGGCCCUGCCCCUCAUCCCGCAGUAGCUUGCUGCGCCGCAAUUUUGAGACGGGUCGGCUCAGGCCUGCGGCUCGCUUCUAUCGUGUGUCAAAUAGCGUGUUCCAUUUAUCGGGGAGAUAAUGAGCAGAUGGGGGAGGAGGGUGAUCGUAAUUUAAGCGAAACAUUUUGGUGUGAUC